UGUCGGCAAUGUCGCAACGAUGACUUCGUCAGCCUCUUUCCGUGUCUUUUUGGGGAAAUGUGACGGGGUCGAUUUGCGUUUUGCGGAUUCGUUUCACUGUCGACAUGCAUUUUGCGAAACAAACAUAAUGAAGGACAAACCAUGGACAGGUUGUGAGUGGACCAGAACUUAACAUCUUCCCUUUUUGGAUUGGGACACACAGAGACAAGUGAGGAACCUAAACUCAUUCUCAGUCGCCGCUCAAGGUUUGACCCUUGGGUUUUUCUAUCUUUGUGCUGCUGGUAAGAAAAGGUAAAAAGUACGUCAAGAGAGGGUCUCCUAAGCAGACAGCGACCCCCCUCCCAAAGGUGAGAGGGGGGGGGAGAAGAUGGCAGCUCUUGCCAGUUCUCUCAUCAGACAAAAACGGGCAGUCAAGGACGACCAGGCCAACCGACCGAUAGCGAACAAACGCAAGCCGUGCCCCAAGAGCAACAAGUCUCUUUGCCAGAAACAAAUUCUCGUUCUUAUAUCAAAAGUACGGCUAUGUGGCGGUCACAGAGGAAGAACAGACAAAAGACCGGAGCCGCAGCUGAAAGGCAUCGUCACCCGUCUGUACAGUCAGCACGGGUAUUACCUGCAGAUGCUGCCGGAUGGCACCAUGGACGGCAUAAGGGACGAGAACAGCUGCUUCUCACAGUUCAACUUGAUUCCUGUGGGUCUCCGGAUAGUGGCGAUCCAGGGAGCGAAGACUGGCUUCUACCUCGGUAUGAACAGCGAGGGGUACCUCUACACCUCCGAGAACUUCAACCCCGAGUGUAAAUUCAAAGAGAGCGUGUUUGAGAAUUACUACGUGACGUACUCCUCCAUGCUGUACCGCCAAAGCCAGUCGGGACGGUCGUGGUAUAUUGGCAUCAACCGGGAUGGCCAAGUGAUGAAGGGCAACCGCGUGAAGAAGACCAAAGCGGCCGCACACUUCCUACCUAAAGUAAUCGAAGUGGCCAUGUACAAGGAACCUUCACUGCAUGAGCUUGUUGCCGAGCAGAGUCCUCCGCGCAAAACCGUAAAGACUUCAGACUCCCCCUCCCACCAGAACGGCAGGAAAGACGCCCCCAGAGCCGAUGCUUCAUAGCACGGGGGCCACAUACAGGGAGGGUGAUGGACUACAGUGAUAUUGAUAACUCUACUUCCCAUGAUGCAACGGGGCAGGAAGAGUUGUAUGAGUGGGGCAAGAUCAGCUCUCUACAGGGCGAGGGGACACCUAUCUUUCUUUGGCGAACCAGACACCUGUUACUCCCCUGCAAAAUCAUGUUCCACUAACAGGCCCUUUAUGAAACCCAGCGGUGUCACUCUGCCUAUAGCUGUAAAGGCAAAUACAAGAAUUAUCCAUCCUGGGUUUCCACUAAAUAUUGACUUUCUUUCCCUGUGGUUUCCUUUGUUUAGAUGAAGUGUUUGGUGAGACUGAGCAUGAAAGCGAGAGAGAGAAAGAUUCUUUUUUUAACAUCGUAAUUUUGAUUCGACAUAUGAGACCCUUGCUGGUUCAUUUUUCCCAUGCCAUUAGGUUACGAACAACUGUGCCAGUCGGAGCCUUAAACAAAAGGAGGGAAAUAUUUGUAUUUAUUGCACCCUUCAAGUAGGAUCCAUUUUUUAUUGGCCAGCAGGUGUAGAUAUCAUUUUACAUAACAUUUGUGCACUUGGCAGCGCAUUUUGCAUUCAAAUUAAACAUUUAAUCAGAACACUGUCAGUAAAGGUGGUAUAUAUACCCUAGCUCUCACUGGGGCAGUACCCUUUUAAAACGUACACCUUUGUACCUAACGAUUUCAUAUUAGUACCUCAGAGGUACAUAUUGCCACCAAAAGUAGACAUAUUUGUACCUAAUUGUACAUAUUAGGUACUGCCCAAUUGACAGCUGGGGUUCAUGUUUUGGACCGUAUGUGUGAUCCUGCUAUCGAACCCAUGACCUCUGCGUUGCUAAUAAAUCCGGACAGAACAGAACAAAUAUUUCACUUUAAUCCAAUCUUACUCUAUAAACAAAAACAGCCAUUACAUGAAACCAAAUGCAGUAGAUUUACUUUUUCUCAUUCUAAACAAAACCAGACUUAAUGAUGAUGACAGCGAUAAUGAGUUAAGAGUGAAUUCACAACCCCAAGCAUCUGUCUUUGGCUUGAACACAGCAUUCACCUGCAGGCAAAAAAAGUCUCUUGUGACAACUCUAUUCAUGUUUAAUGGCCAAUGGGAUUCAGCCGUAUCAUUGGCAGUCGAGCUGUUUGAUGGAUCUUUGAUGGAAUUCUUACAGGAAUCCAGCCAUGAUUGCUUGAAUUAUUUACUCCUGUUCCCGCGAACAUUCGGCUCGUUCAACCAGCGCGGACAAGAGAUUUUAAUGUGCACAUUUAAAUUGAGGAGAGCAGAUCAAGUGUUUGAAAGCUUUAGUAUGUGUCUUGGAGUGUGAAAAGGACAGAAUGACGUGAAAUUAACAUAUGCCUCUGUUAUUUAUUUGUGUGUGUGUGUGUGUGUGGUGUGGGCACACGUGUGUAAACACUUGGCUCGCACCCACAGUUGAUCAUUUUAAUGGUUUAGUCAAGUCGGGGCAUUUUAAUCUGCUCUUUGUGAUUCCACAGGCAUCUUUCUUGCUGCAAAAAACAGCAUCGGCUUCCAUUUUAUCCAUUUAUGCUAGUUAAAAACACACCUUAUUCUGUUUUUUUUCAGUAAGGGUGACUAUUUGUACCUGGCUCACACACACACCCAUGCCUAAAUCGUUUAAUGGUUGUUUGUCCAUCUUUUGAGCUCUUCUGUCCCUAAUAAGGAGGUAAGGACUCUUGUCCUGCUUUGGUAUUGCAGCAAGCACUGUGGCUGCAGAUGGUGCGAUCUGAUUGGCUGCAGCUAUUGUCAGUCAAGUUAAAUUGCAAGACAACAGCGCAGAGACAUAGAGGGUGUGUGAGCUUCAUGUGUACGUGUUUGUGUGGCAUAGUCACCUUGUUGUCCUUGAGCUAUGGCCUGAUUAUCUGUUCUGGACACCCAGACAGCAAAAAAAAAGAAGAAAAAAAGGAUAUAUUUAGGGAUGUGCAACAGAAAAUCGGAAGAAUGUUAAUGGGGGUCAGUGCAUGUUGCAGAAUGUUUUCAGUAUGUAGAGAAACGGUGUGCGUAUGUCGCCAAUUGUCUCAAUAAGGUGUUCAUAGAAAUAUAAAAGGGAAUGUGUGUAGCAGACGUAACCGGAUUAA
Paramisgurnus dabryanus is the source of this 3194-nucleotide messenger RNA. RefSeq names its product fibroblast growth factor 11b (gene fgf11b). The record is from RefSeq and is a predicted model, not a curated record. NCBI's taxonomy places the organism in Eukaryota, Metazoa, Chordata, Actinopteri, Cypriniformes, Cobitidae. Gene Ontology annotation, molecular function: growth factor activity.